AAAAGUUAGCCCAAGGAGAGAUAGCCAAAUCAUAUUCGGUAAACGCAGACAUCAAUCACACAGAAAAACAAAAUUCACAAAACUGCAAAGAGACACAUAAGAAUAACUUACUCGGCGAUCGAAUCUUGUCCUAAAAAAGAUUGAAACUUACAGAAGAUCUAUCUAAAUUCUAAAUUCUAAAUUCGUGAGGUUAGUGGGAUGGCGCAAGGAAGCAUGGACCCUGAAGCUCUCGACGACAUCAUUCGGCGUUUGCUUGAUUACAGAAACACUAAGCCAGGGACGAAGCAGGCUAUGAUGCUCAACGACUCUGAGAUCCGACAGCUUUGCGUUGUCUCCAAACAGAUAUUCCUUCAGCAGCCCAGUCUCCUUGAGCUCGAUGCCCCCGUCAAGAUCUGCGGUGAUAUUCACGGUCAAUACUCAGAUUUGCUGCGCCUUUUCGAGUACGGAGGUUUCCCUCCUGCAGCAAACUACUUGUUCUUGGGAGAUUACGUCGACCGUGGGAAGCAGAGUUUGGAGUCUAUCUGUCUUCUCCUUGCCUACAAGAUCAAAUACCCCGAGAACUUCUUUCUCUUAAGAGGCAACCAUGAGUGCGCAUCUAUCAACAGAAUCUAUGGAUUCUACGACGAGUGUAAACGGAGAUUCAGCGUGAAACUCUGGAAAGUGUUUACAGACUGUUUUAACUGCCUCCCUCUGGCUGCAGUCAUAGACGAGAAGAUACUUUGUAUGCACGGUGGACUUUCUCCUGAUUUGACAAGUGUGGAACAGAUUAAGAACAUAGAGCGUCCAACUGAUAUUCCAGACUCUGGUUUGCUCUGUGACCUUCUUUGGUCUGAUCCUAGUAAAGGCGUCAAGGGCUGGGGGAUGAAUGACCGUGGAGUCUCCUACACUUUUGGUGCUGACAAAGUCGCCGAGUUUCUAAUCAAAAACGAUAUGGAUUUAGUCUGUCGUGCCCACCAGGUUGUAGAGGAUGGGUAUGAGUUCUUUGCCGAUAGACAGCUUGUGACUAUAUUUUCUGCUCCAAACUACUGUGGUGAGUUCGACAAUGCGGGUGCAAUGAUGAGCGUCGAUGAAAGUUUGAUGUGCUCCUUCCAAAUUCUUAAGCCUGCGGAUCGAAAGCCAAGGUUCUUCUGAGGUAUUACUUACACAUAUUGAAACUUCCUCAUGGUUUCAGAAUCUCCACUUGCUACAUUGGUUUCAUCUGGAAAUACUGUAGUUAAAAAGUUCUCUCAUCUAUGACUAAGCUUUGAUCGCAUCUGUUGGAUUACAAUAGCGACUCAUUUGAUGUACAGAGAGCUUUUUUUAAGAGUUUGUAACAAUUUUUCAUGUUUCAUUCAUCAUAAUGACUUUUCUGUCGUUGAAAGUGGUUA
This is a messenger RNA of Brassica rapa (field mustard), 1367 nucleotides long. Its product is annotated as serine/threonine-protein phosphatase PP1 isozyme 2. The record is from RefSeq and is a predicted model, not a curated record. NCBI's taxonomy places the organism in Eukaryota, Viridiplantae, Streptophyta, Magnoliopsida, Brassicales, Brassicaceae. Gene Ontology annotation, cellular component: nucleus; cytoplasm. Gene Ontology annotation, molecular function: protein serine/threonine phosphatase activity.